Molecule: messenger RNA, 840 nt
Organism: Cylicostephanus goldi
Lineage: Eukaryota; Metazoa; Nematoda; Chromadorea; Rhabditida; Strongylidae
Source: the annotation of a GenBank genome assembly
AUGCUAGAAGAGAAUAGGCCCUAUGGAAAGAUCUCUGCAAGUAUCGCCCUCGGAAAUCGCCUGCACCUUUUCGAAGCCCUGGCCAAAGUAGGGAGUGAGCAGGAGCCUGCGUCGGCAGCUCAAGUGGCAGAAGAAUGUGGAUGCAAGGAAAGGUACGUGAAGGAAUGGUUAGCAGUGAUGGGAACUGCAGAUAUAAUAACCGUCACGGAAGAGGAGAAGUUCUACAUCAAGGAAGAGCACUUCUAUGAUAUUAUGGCUAAGUACAGUGAGGCGGCUCAUAAGAAACAUCUCAUACCUGAUUAUCUUCCCGCGCUUGGAUCAGACGUGAAGGAACGACUCGAAGCUGGUGGUAUGACGUGCUUAGAUGUCGGCUGUGGCAAAGGAUUUCAUGCGGCUCUUUUAGAAAAUGGUGAGCAGUUUGAUAAUUUGUCAUUCAUCCAAAUGGAUGCUUCUAAAAUGGAUGCUGACUGGACCUGCAAGUUCGACUUGGUCACGAUCUUUGACGCUUGUCAUGACCAAAUGCGACCAGAUCUGUGCUUGAAAGAAAUUUACCGUAUACUCAAGAAUGAGGGAAUGUUUGCCAUGUUAGAGGUUGAUGGAACCUCGAACAUUUACAAAGAUAAAGAGCAGAUGGGACUAUCCGCUGCCUCCGGUUAUGCUGAUUCGUUAUUCAAUUGCCUACCGAUAGGAAGCAACUCGGAAGAUGCACUGGGACUCGGCGCAAUGUGGGGCAGAGAGCGAGCAAUGAAAAUGUUGAACGAGGUUGGAUUUGCUGAUGUCAGCAUCGUGCCCGCUCCAUUCUUCAGACACCAAGUCUUGUAUGUCUGCAAGAAGUGUUGA